CUGAGAAAUUCGAUGCUGGAUGUUAAUAACUGAAGUUUAUGGAUAAUUGAUUAGCACUUCGAAACGGAACAUCUUAUUGUAUCCGAAAGGUCCAUGCACUUAGGCCAAGGCCACAGUUUAUGUCUCCUGCUUGUAUAAAACUGACCAGACACUGCUUUUUCCUCUUUCAAUCCUGAUUAACAGUUUAGGUAAAAAUGUCCCAUGAUUCAUCUUUUCAUUUAAAACCACUAUCAGCAUACUCACACAUGGUGUGCUCCAAGCAGCAGUACAAUGCCAACAGCCCGGUUUACAACAUACAAGUACACAUUUCCAAUAAAGAAGCCGGGGCACGUAAAAGACGGCUGGACGAUUCGUGUUUUGAUGAGACCUGCGAGACCCCCCUGAAAAGACAAUGCAUCACAAGAACAUUUUCCCCGGAUCAGGGAUACUUUUCCGUGGACUUCCAAACCAGAGUCCAGGGAUUCACACCCCUGCAGCCAUUAAUAAUAUCAAAAGACGUCACACCGCCUCGGUCAAAGGUCAGUCAGCCUGUGACCCCUGUUAUGUCCACCCCUCUGUCCAACUGCAAACAGAACCGGAUAGAUCAAGGCCGGGAGAGCCUUCCCUCCCCGAUACCGGUUCUGAAAUGGGACAGAGCGGAUCCUGCGGCCGAAAUAUCAUUGCGUGCGUCUCUAAACUUUGAUUUUUGCAGUUCUGUUUCUUUAGCUGGCUCUCAGAGACCCGUAAAGGGUGAGGUCAGGGAGGUCUCGCACGGUCUUAUCCCAAUCCAUGAAUCGAAAUCCCACAUCGUUCCCCCCGAAACUGUUGUCCCAGUGAAAGAGGAAGAAGUAGUGUCUGUCAGUCAACAGGCAGGUCCUGAGGUGAGUCUGGGAAAUGAAGAAACCACCGCAGAGAGCUUUGAGAGCACCCUGCCGCUUCAGGUCCAGGUUUGA
Molecule: messenger RNA, 932 nt
Organism: Labeo rohita (rohu)
Lineage: Eukaryota; Metazoa; Chordata; Actinopteri; Cypriniformes; Cyprinidae
Exons: 2
Coding region: 195-932 (245 amino acids)
Source: RefSeq, a predicted model, not a curated record